Molecule: messenger RNA, 1059 nt
Organism: Pelagomonas calceolata
Lineage: Eukaryota; Pelagophyceae; Pelagomonadales; Pelagomonadaceae
Source: the annotation of a GenBank genome assembly
AUGAAUGCCUCGACGGCGCCCUGCGCGGUCUGUGGAAAACCCGACGCGAAGCUACGCUGCGGCCGCUGCCGGAGCGUGCACUACUGCGACGCGUCGUGCCAAAAGAACGACUGGAAAGACCACAAGUCGCGUUGCGCGCCGUCCGCUCCCCGCCUCGAGACGUUCGAGCGCGCGGCGCCGCGGUGCGUGUCGUGCCAGGCCUUCGCGUGGUCCAUCGACGAGCGCGUGGGCCCCUGGAUGUGUUAUCGGUCGUGCUGCGGGGCGUACCAGUGCGAAGCGUGCGAGCGGCGCGGGGCCGCGUCGCGCGUCGGGCCGGCGCCGCCGUUGGCGUGCCCGCGCUGCGGCGAGGCGCCGGCCGCGGACGACGCGACGGCGGUCGCGCGGUGCCGCGCGCGCGCCGACGACGGUGCGGAGGACGCGAUCUACGUCCUCGGCGCGACGCUCCUCUACGGGCUCCGGGGCCGGCGCCUGCGGCCCGAGACCGGCCUGAAGCUGCUGCGCAAGCUGAUCGAGGCCGGCGAGGAGGACGGCGCGGAGCCGAGCUACUUCAUCGGCGCGGCGAACUACGCCGUCGCGCAAGCGCGGCGCCAGAAGUUCGUGACGUGGCCCGACAAGGUCGCGCCGCUGCUCCGGCGCGCCGCCGCCUGCGGCCUGGCGCGCGCCGUCCACGAGCUCGGCAUCAUGUACGAGGCCGGCGACGAGGGCCCCAAGGACGGCAAGGAGGCCGCGCGGCUGGCGGCGCUCGCGGCCGACGCGGGACUCCGCGACGCGAAGCGCACGCUUGCACGAAUGUACGUCGACGGCGAGCACGUCCCGCGCGAUCCGGAGAAGGCCGCGCGGUUGAUCGGCCUCGAGCGGACCGCGGACCUCUGGAGGGACGGCGAAGGACCCAAGGCGCCGGGGUUUUUGUUCAGCGCGCCGCGGCCGGACGGCGAGGCGCAGGCGUCGCGCCCGAUUGCGAAAGACGAGUACUCUCCCGCCGAGAUGGACGCGUUCUUCGGGCCGGAGGGGGCGAUCACGUGAUUCACGUAGUAGUAGUAGUAGUAACCAUUUCUGUUU